Molecule: messenger RNA, 2394 nt
Organism: Protopterus annectens (West African lungfish)
Lineage: Eukaryota; Metazoa; Chordata; Ceratodontiformes; Protopteridae
Product: extracellular calcium-sensing receptor-like
Exons: 6
Coding region: 1-2394 (797 amino acids)
Biological process (GO): G protein-coupled receptor signaling pathway
Cellular component (GO): membrane
Molecular function (GO): G protein-coupled receptor activity
Source: RefSeq, a predicted model, not a curated record
AUGCACAAGAAUUUCAGAAUAUUUUUAGCUACAGUAUUUGCUAUUACUGAGAUCAACCAAAACCCUGAAUUAUUACCAAAUAUCACCCUGGGAUUCAGGCUAUAUGAUUCUUGCUAUUCAGAAGUCCGAGCACUUGAAGGCAUCUCCUGGCUCAUGACUGGGCAAGAAGACACAGUUCCAAAUUACAGCUGUCAUGCUAAAUCAGUUCUAGCUGGAGUUAUUGGAGAAGCUGGAUCAGGACAGACUAUUCCCAUGGCUCGGAUGCUGGGAGUAUUCAAGUAUCCACAGGUGAGUUAUGGAUCUGUAGUUCGUUAUUUAAGUAACAAACAUCUGUUUCCCUCAUUUCUUCGGACUGUGCCACCUGACAACAGCCAUGCUCUUAGCCUUGCAAAGUUUUUGAUGCACUUUGGAUGGACGUGGGCUGGAAUAGUGGCAUCUGAUAAUGAUUAUGGCUUAGUAGGAGCACUGGACCUGAAAAGAGAGUUUUCCCAAAUUGGUGGAUGCAUUGACUACUUGGAAGCUGUACCUUUGCAGGAAGCAGCUGAGAGCAUUCUCCAUAUUAUAGAUGUGAUUAAAAGCUCCACAGCAAAAGUUGUCAUUUUGUAUCUGAGUAUGCCCCAGGUGGUUCAACUGGUGGAAGCAGUGUCUGUACAGAAUGUAACAGGAAAGAUAUGGAUCGACAGCACAGCAUGGACCAUCACUCCAAUUUUUUACAGAAAAGAAGUAUGGGUAACACUAAAUGGAACAGUAGGUUUAACAUUCCGCAAAGGUGCAAUACCUGGGUUUAGAGAAUUUCUUUACAGCAUUCAUCCUUCUACAUCAUCAGAUGAUAUUUUUGUCAUACCAUUUUGGGAAGAAGCUUUCCACUGCAAAUGGCAAAGCAGUGUUGAUCAGCCAAUGCAAACAUGGAAUGUAAUAAGUGAAAACAUAACAUUUUGCACUGGCAUGGAGAACUUACAAGAAGUUGACAACUCCAUCUUUGAUGUUUUAAACUUCAGGCUGAGCUAUAGUACAUAUAAUGCAGCAUAUUGCCUAGCACAUGCCUUACAUAAUCUUCAAAUGUGUGUCCCAGGACGAGGACCCUUUGUCAAUGGAUCCUGUGCUAAUAUUCACACGUUUCAGCCAUGGCAACUCUUCCAUUAUAUCAGAAAUGUCCAUUUUAUAAAUAAAGUCGGAGAAGAGAUAUUUUUUGAUGUGAAUGGUGAUUCCUCUCCAAUCUAUGAUAUUGUAAACUGGCAAAUGUACAACAAUGGAUCAAACAGAUAUAUAAAUGUUGGAAAAGUUGAGCCAAAUCCACUUAAGGGACAGACAGUACUCAUUAAUGAGAAGGCUAUUUCAUGGGGAAAUUUCAGAGAGAUUCCACCUCGUUCUGUAUGUACUGAGAAAUGUAUCCCAGGAUUCAGAAAGGCUGCCCAGCAGGGAAAGCAGAUCUGUUGCUAUGACUGCAUCCCGUGUUCCAAAGGGAAAAUUUCAAACCAGACCGAUGCUAGUGAGUGCACAAGCUGUGCAGAAGAUGAAUGGUCAAACGACAAACAUGAUCGAUGUGUGUCAAGAAUUAUCGAGUUUUUGUCCUAUGAAGAACCUAUUAGUAUAAUUCUGACUGCUAUUUCCAUUCAACUUACCCUGCUCACUGCCAUAAUUCUUUGUAUAUUUAUCAAAUACCGUGAUACACCUAUUGUCAGAGCUAAUAACCGGGAGCUCAGCUAUGUGCUUCUUUUUGCUCUUAUGUUGUGCUUCACUUGCUCCUUGCUGUUCAUUGGCCGACCCACAAAGAUAACAUGCAUGCUCCGUCAAGUUGCUUUUGGUGUAAUAUUUUCUGUUUGUGUGUCUUCCAUUCUUGCCAAAACACUGACCGUGGUCAUUGCUUUUAAUGCUACAAAACCCAGCAGUAAACUACGGAAGUGGGUGGGUGCCAAAGUACCCAUCACAAUAAUACUACUGUGUUCAUUUCUGCAGUUUUUCAUAUGCCUUGCUUGGCUAUUGAUUGCACCACCCUUCCUAUAUUUCAACACAACUACAGACAAUCAGAAAAUAAUCAUAGAAUGCAAUGAGGGGGUAAUUAUAUUCUUCUACCUCAUGUUGGGUUAUAUGGGCUUCUUGGCCAUUGUGAGCUUAGUUGUAGCAUUUCUGGCAAGAAAGCUGCCAGACAGUUUUAAUGAGGCCAAAUUUAUUACCUUCAGCAUGUUGGUAUUUGUCACUGUGUGGUUAUCAUUCAUUCCAGCAUACCUCAGUACUCAAGGGAAAUAUAUGGUUGCUGUGGAGAUAUUUGCCAUCUUGUCAUCUAGUGCUGGUCUGCUUUGCUGCAUAUUUUUCCCAAAGUGUUUUAUAAUUCUGUUAAGACCUGAGCUGAACUCCAGAGAAAAUAUCGUGGGGAAGAAAAAGAAUGUGGUUUAG